AUGCGUGCGUUUACUUUCCAACACGACCUCGCGCGCCGUGACACCAGGGUGGAGUCUCCACCGAGCCUCCUCCCCACGCAAGACCCGAGAGCUCAGGGGACCCUAGACGAGCGCCGGGUGUUCGGUCCUCCGAGGGGUGCCCGCCCCGCGGGCGAGCGGCGGGGAGGCGAGGAGGGGUGGCGGGAGCGCAGGGCGCCCGCACCGGCCGGAACCGGCCCGGCGGCGCGGCGGGGACGCAGGGCCGGUGCCCACCCGCCCGGCCCUACCUUGUCCGGGGGCAGCUCCAGCUCGGCGGGGCGGGGCGGGGUUCCGCGGGCGCAUCCACGUCCCGGCCGCGCGUGCGGCUCAGCCCCGCGACCGCCGCCGCUCUGGCGCCAUGCGCGGACGCGCGGCCCGGCGGGGUCUGGGCGGCUUCCCGGCUCGCCUGGGCUCCAGCACUUGUUGCCGCGGCGGCCGCUGCGCCUCUCUCCCGGGCUGCGGCUCCCCGCACCGCCGCCGCCCGCCGCGUCCCCUCGGCCCCGCCCUCGCCCGACGGGCCAAUCAGACGCCGCGCCACGCCGCGCGUCACCGCCCGCACGGCCGCGCUCCGGCCCGGUAGCCCAAGUUUGGGAAGCGGCUGAACUUGCGUCCUCCCGCCAGUCGGCGCCCGGGACCCGCUGGGAUCGCUCUCCGGAGCCCUCCCGGGCUCUCCGCCCGGCGCCGCACCCAGCAGACCCGGGGCUGCGGCCAGGAGAGCCACCUCCAGAGACGCACAUCCCCCAGGAAGUAGCCUCCCCCCGAAAAACAGCAGCCACAGAGUCCAAACUCCUCCGCUCCCGGGGCCCCUCGGUGCCGUCUGCGCGGCGCUUGAUGAGAAUUUUGAUUUUGAUGGUCCUGUGCUAGGCCCAGACGGCUCCGCGUGGUUGGGGAGAGGGAAACCCGGACCUAGGUGGACCCGACCUUUCCUCCCCGCGCUCCCAGUACCCUCAGCCACCUAGAAGCUCAAGGCCUGAGGGUGGUGCCUGUUUGGCCCCUUCGCAUCUUGGGGCGUGAAGCCACCAAAGACAUGGGUUUCCCACGUGGUUCCACUCGCGUCCCGGGAGCCAGGGAUGCACGGUGAGGGGGCCCUGGGUGCGGAGUCCGGAUGCAGCUAGCCGUAAGGACGCUGACCUUCCCCCACCGUCACGCCGCUGGGCUGGGCACCAGCCACACCCACGCGCAGGGCGCGCGGGACCCGCGAUGCUCACCCUAACCCCGCGCCUCCGCUGGCUCCCUGGAGCCCUGCGCGCUCAGAAGGCUGUCAGAUGGAGUCAGCCAAGAGCGCUCACUCUCAGCAGUUGAAACAGUUAAGUGCGAGGGGAAGAAAUUCUGAGUCUGUGCCUCUGGAAAGGUGAAGAUUUUCAGUCUCCAGACCGGUCUGUGUUUAUGUUUGUCACAUGCUCCUCCUAAGAAUGCAUCGUGAAGUCUGGAAAACAAGUUGGAUUUUUAUCUCUUCACACAAACUGUUAACCACUGGGAAAGAAAGGAAGGGAAAUUGCAUGCUUUUCUUGACUCGGAGGGGUUUUUCACACGAUUACAUUUAUAAUUUGGAAAGCUAAUAAAACAUUUUAAAAGAAGCAAA
This is a messenger RNA of Meriones unguiculatus (Mongolian gerbil), 1600 nucleotides long. RefSeq names its product basic proline-rich protein-like. NCBI's taxonomy places the organism in Eukaryota, Metazoa, Chordata, Mammalia, Rodentia, Muridae. The record is from RefSeq and is a predicted model, not a curated record. Bases 1 to 882 code for a protein of 293 amino acids. The transcript has 3 exons.